CUAAUGGCAUAAUAUUUACUUCAACCUGCGAAAUUUAUUUUAUUUUGUGAAAAUAAGUUAUAAAAUAUUAGACAACAAAUCUUGGGAACGUGGACAAUAACAAUAAGAUGUUACAUUUUUAAAAAAUCCAACGUUUCUUUGGCUUUAUUUCCAACUUCUUCAGGCAUACUGUACAAUGCAAGGGAUAAUUUACUUGAUUUUUUGGAUCGGCGUUUGUCAAGGACAAUUAAAUUACGAAGGGAAUCCAUUAACUGAAAACACGGAGUUCACCGCUGAAGAGACACAUUACCAUACAAAUUAUGACAGGAGAAAAUUAAUAAAACAAUUAAAUAACAAUACAGCAGACAUAAAUGUCACGACAGGCAUUCAUGCUUAUAAUAACACAAAAAACACAUCAAGUAUUUUAAUUAAACCGGGAUCUAGUGACAAAAAUGACGAUCAAUUACUAAAAGUGGCUAGUAAUUUAAAUCCAAGCCCCGCAGGUACAUUGAAGCUUCAAGUGUCGCCUGUAAACCCGUCAAGCAAAGUACACGAUUUUACGGCCAGUAUGCAAAUGAAAGCGCGGCAAUAUCCGCCCGAUCAAAGUAGAAAUUUCAAUAAAGUCCAAGUCACGGCCAGACAGAUCGGGUCAUCCUCAUCAGUCAUCUCCAAUGAAGCGCUUAAUACUUUUUUGAAUUCACGAACCCCCGCGGAAUCUCAGUUUGCUUUGGAUAAUUACUUGCAAUCAACUUCGUCACAAGUUGAUGCACAAGAAGUCCGUCCCGUUAAUGUUAAUGUCGAUAACAUGAACACCAACACCAACACCAACAACAACAUUAAAUUUUACGAAGUUUUGCCAUCAGCUUCAGCGGCAUCAUCAUCGUCCUUAGUCGCCGUUGAUCAACAAUUAAACACCGGACAAGUGGAUAAUGCUGUAUCUAAUUUCCAGCCAGUGACAAUGGCUGCAAUUACCGAUGUACAACCAGACCACCAAGUCUACCAAACAUAUCCGUUGUGGCAUCAACCAGCGCUGCAAAAUCGGCAUGAUUAUAUUCAAAGACGUCGGCCUUACUACCGCGGAGGAAUGGGUAGAUAUCGGCAGCGUAUACAGCCACGUCUUAGCCAUGGUUAUGUAGGAAAAGGACCAGGACUAGGUCCUCCACCGGGACCAAUUGGAUUAGGUCCAGGUCCUAUGGGUCUAGGUCCUGGUCCAGUAAGAUUAAACUCUGGACCGGUAGGACCAGAUCCAGUGCCUUAUGCUUCUAAACCAGAAAUAAUUUAUACAAAACCACCCGGAGCUAGUCUCGGGUAUCCACCAGGACCAGUAAAUAAUCUUCCUUAUGAAGAUGCAAGUGCUCAUUUCUCAGCUCUAAGUCAUCCACCUCCACCCAAAGAAAAUGUUUAUUACUCUCAGCUGUAUGCGCAGUCCUAUGACCCGCAUUAUUACAAUUACAUUGCUAAAACGGGAAAAAUAAAACCCUGGCUUUACGGUAAGCUAGGUCGCCAACCGGAAGAAACAAGUUUUUGGGGUGAAUUAUUCCAAAGUUUUAUGAAACAUGGAAUGAAAAAUAUGAUGAAUCCAAUGUUUCUUCUUGGGCUCUCUAUACCCGCAAUUACGCUUAUGCUGUCAGCGAUAGUGCCUAAGCGCUCUUUUGGUAGAUCCUCGAAUAAUUACGGGGAUUAUUUAACUGAAGAAAAGAUAAAUGAGCUUGCGGAGAGAGUACGUCAAGCUGUCAAGUGCUACGAGAGUAAUAAAUUAAGUGACAAAAGUAAUUGUUGGUAGUUUUUUUCAUAUUUAUUAAUUAACUAAUUUAUUAUUUAUUUAUUGUGACUUUUAAGUGCAAUUUAUAUUAGUAUCUUUGAAUUUCUUCUCUCAUAACAUUAACUCUAUCAAUCGGAUCACAUUCAAUGGAUUUCGCUACUAGCAAGUACCUCAUACAAAAUAUCCAUGCUACAGUUUACAUAGUUGCAAUAAAGUGAUUAUCAUUAAUUGUGAUUACAGAAUUACAGAUCAAGAUCAUACUUCAGACAGUUUUUUUUUUUUUGUUAUGAUUUUGCAAACUAUUGUGUUCUACUAACGCGAAAGUGAAAUUUUAUUAUUUUAUUAUUUGUGGAUGUAUUUUAUUUUUAUAGUCUGUGGAUUGGAUGGUAGAUAAAGCUAUUGAGUGAAUGAAUGACUAAGUUUAAAUAACGCAUCUGAGUACUGAUUAAAGACAGAGGUUCAGGGUCGUAAACCUUGUGGUCAAUUCGGCGCCAUUUAAAUUGCAGACUGUUCACGAACCAAUUAUUAUAAAAUUAUUUUAAUUAGACAAUUUAAAGCCUAACCUAUGGGUCAUGAGAUCCAGACAUUACCUCUAUUCUAGCUACAAUUAACUACGCGGCUUUGAAUUGUAUUUUUUUUUUUUUCAUCUAUUUUUAGAUAACAUUGACAAGGGACUUAAGAAAUACAAAAAAAUAUAUUUAGCGAGUUCGAUAUUGUUUUUAAUUUGUUUAAUUUUUUUUCGUUUUCAUUUACAUUUGCUUUUGCUGAUUCUCUAAUGAAUUAAUUAAAGCACUUUCUUCGUUAAUAUAACAAUGAGGUAUCCUAAUUGUUUACGGCAAGACAAGGGAUGCUCUACAUCCCGUCAAUUAUGUACAGUCUACUAAAAAUAUUUUACAACUUUAAUGAUUAUUAUUAUUUAUUACUUUUUUUUUUUUUUUUUUUUUAUAAAAAAUAUAUGUAUUCUGUAUAUAAUGUAUAGUUGUCCGUAUGUAAUUUAAAUAAACUCGCAUUUUAAUUGCGAAAAAAAAAAAAUCUAAUUGAAAGACAUACUACUAAAGCGUAGUUACUUCGAUAUUUUUUUUUUUAAUUGCUUACACACAAUUCUACUUUAUGUGACUAAUUGGACGUUGAUUAUUUUCUUAUAAAUGACUACUCAAUUAUAAUCAACGAUUAUUUUUACUAAACAUUCAUUAAUUAUUGUUUACAAACAAUUGUAUUUACAAUUUUCAUAAAUUUCAAUAAUCCCUAGUUAACAUGUAUAUUUGCACCUGUCGAUUCGAUGUCUGAUAACAGUGUACAAAAGUUUGUACUUUUUGAACACUCGAAUUCGAUUAAAAAAGACUAUUAAAAAAAAAA
This is a messenger RNA of Cotesia glomerata, 3097 nucleotides long. RefSeq lists its product as uncharacterized. The record is from RefSeq and is a predicted model, not a curated record. NCBI's taxonomy places the organism in Eukaryota, Metazoa, Arthropoda, Insecta, Hymenoptera, Braconidae. The transcript has 2 exons. The coding region runs from base 176 to 1762 and encodes 528 amino acids.